Equus caballus (horse) is the source of this 7776-nucleotide messenger RNA. Lineage: Eukaryota; Metazoa; Chordata; Mammalia; Perissodactyla; Equidae. The record is from RefSeq and is a predicted model, not a curated record.
UGCUCAAAAGAAGUUUCUAGUUUUUCUCGUUUUCCAUUUUUAGAUUUUUUUUCUUUUCUUAAAAAAUGACUCUGUGAUCUGAGGUAAAGUGACUUCGCAGAGUGACCGCAAUCACAGUGCCCCACACAGCUGUGUGAGGCUCGCUUGGUGGCGCUCAUGUGGUGUUCAGUUGCAGAGAAGGGCACCUUCUAGGACAAGGGCUGGAUGAGGACAACCCGUUUUGAAAAACGACCCUGAGGGGAUUCACCAGGCAUUUUUCUUCCAUGUGGAGAUGUUGUGUUGCUUUUCAGCUUGGAUUUUUUUCCCCUACAAAAAUACCUGCCACAGAGCUAAGGAGCUGGUCAAAUUUUGUGUGACUCGACUUCCAGCUGGCCGGGCGGGAAGGUGCCAGGCCAGUUCCAGUGCAGGGGAUGGCCCCUGAAAUCUCUGGCCCCAGAGACCGGGAGACCAGACCGUUGGCCUGGGAGCGACAGAGGCCUGAGGGGGCAGGAGGGGCGCCCUGCUUUCCAGAGAAAAUUCGGUCUCCUCCUCCACUUCCUGUCCUUUGACUCCUAGAUGGAGAGGCUCACAGCACACACAGCUAGGACCUCUGUGGAUAAAAUUAGGGCAGUUUGCAUGAUGUCAGUUAAGCUUUCUUGAUGUAUUUUGCUGUUUUUGACAAAAAAGAAUCAACUCCAUGAACCAGUAGUUGGUGAAGGACACGGGCUCAGCGUAAGAGUUGGGAACUGCUGGAGUGUUUGAAUAUUUUGGGAUACACAAUGGGCAUUCUCUUUCAAAAUGCAAUUAAAAUAAAUGCAGAAGGUGGAUGGAAAGUGUGCACAGUGACUUAAGAAAUGGAUUAAACAAUAACAGCCUCGACUCAUACUCACUCUGUUCAGUGGGUGUAGCGCUCGGUGUAAAAAUCCUGUCGAGGUAAGUGCUUUUCAAAGGGGCGAUGCAGAUGGGGUGUGGAUGUGGUCAGGGACAUGCUGACUGGUCAGUUGGCUCAAAACCAAGAUGGCACCUCUGUCCUACUUAGCAGCUGUGUGCAGGUUAGAGCAGGUCUGAAAAGGUGAGGUGCUCAGCAGCCUCCGGGGGACAAGCAGUUUAUAGAGAAACAAUCAAUAGUGGCUAUUUGAAGGCUGGAGUUUCAUAUCCUUUAACCCUUGCUUUACCUGGGAUAGUUCAUAUUUAUCAAUGGAGGCGAGACCUUGUGCUGAUGUCCACGCAUGCACCGGGCAGAAAGCCUUCACAUCUUUGAUUUGAGUGGCUCUGAACUGAGGCCCACUUCUGGUCCCAGGAAGCUGCUUGGCCCCCUACGCACAGGCGAGCAGGGGAGGUGAGCAGCACUGGUGCCCGGCUCUGGCCUCCACACUGGACAGGCCUCAGAGCUGCCUGGAGAGAUUUAAAAUGCAGGUUCUCGGGCAACAGGGUGUUUGGAGGUUUGGUCCAGGUGUGUGUAUUUUAAGGAAAGUGGAGUUGGGACCAGUGUCUGCCCUAGGAGAAGGUGGAUUCAUCUGAGGAUCUCUGUCCCCAGCAGCCUGUGCGGGUCCAGUCAGCAGCAUGUCACUGCGCUGACCACCAGCAGACAGGGAGGCUGCACUGACCAACGUGUGGGGGUAACAGGCCUGAAAGAGGCACUUUAUGUUCUAAUAUGACAGUCGAGCUGAGGCUUUCAGGAAGGUUAAGCCUUUCUGAUACAGCUGAAUAAAUCACCCCUGUCCCAGUAUCACCCAAGAAACGGCCCAGAAGGUGAGGAGGAAGCAGAAGAGAACUGGCUUUCUGGUUACUAAGAACAGGUAUUAAGGUCUCAUUUUUUUAAUGUGGUGAACAGAGUAUUUAUAAUUCAUUUAAAAUAAUCACAGCUACCGUUUACACACUCUAAAUGGGGAGAGAAAAUGCACACAGACCUGGAACAAGAACAGUUGAAAAAACGCACCAGGCAUUCUCACUGUGCUCUCCAGACGUCGGGCUCAAGCUCCAUCUCCUCAGGGUUCACCUCCUUCUGUGUGGCCCAUUCCUUAUUGUCCUUAUUUUUUGUAUCCAGCCCCUACUGUGUUGUUAAUUUUUACAUACUAUUUGCCAGUCUUGUCAUUCCUAUGAAAUGGUGUCACCACAGUACAUAAAAUUUCCAGACCUAGACCUGGUGUGUCACACGUCUAGUAUUUGGUAGAAAGGGCCUUAGGAACCAGCAAACCUGACUCUUUAUUUUUAGAUCAGAAAAGUAGACCAAGUUUGUUUAAAAGACUUACCCGUGAGCAACCGAUUCAAGCCUAGGCAGGGCUUGAGGCCAGAUACCACACAAUGUGAAAUAGAAAGUGCCUCGGGAUUUGGGCCCCCAUUUCAAGCUGUGGCUUUGCGUUUACCAGUUCUGUGACCUCACAUGAGUUCUUCACUUCUCUGGGUCUGUUUCUUCCAUUCUCCAAUGAGAGGCAAUUAAUGAUCUCUACUUACUUCACAGAGACGUUGGGAGAAGCAAGUGAGCUUGUGUUUGUCAGUAGUCUUAACUCUGGGUGCACAGUUGGAUCUUUGGAAGAUUCAACAGUGAGCGAACAGACACAACAGACGCCCAGCCCACCCGAGGGAGCUGACUUGGUUCACGGCGUGCUUUGUGGUCAACACUUUGAGAAGAUCCCCGGGUGAUUUUACUGUCCAGCCAGGGUGGAGAACAUGAGCCAUGUGGUACCGGCAGGUCCUCACUGUGGCUGGGAAUGUUUGCUCCCAGCUUUCCAGUGCGAGCUCAUCUCCCUGAUUGAAAGAUGCAUGAGUGUGAUGCAGUCCGGGACACAGAUGAUCAAACUGAAGCGCGGGGCCAAGGGGCUGGUCCGGCUCUUUUAUCUGGACGAGCACCGGACCCGCCUCCGAUGGAGACCCUCCAGGAAGAGCGAGAAGGCAAAAAUCCUUAUUGACUCCAUUUACAAAGUCACUGAGGGCCGGCAGUCUGAAAUAUUCCACAGGCAAGCCGAAGGGAACUUUGAUCCCAGCUGCUGCUUCACCAUCUACCAUGGCAACCACAUGGAGUCCCUGGACCUCAUCACCUCCAACCCCGAGGAGGCACGCACCUGGAUCACAGGGCUCAAAUACCUGAUGGCCGGCAUCAGCGAUGAAGACUCCCUUGCCAAGAGGCAGAGGACCCACGACCAGUGGCUGAAGCACACCUUCGAGGAAGCUGAUAAGAAUGGUGAUGGCUUGUUGAAUAUUGAGGAGACACACCAGUUGAUGCAUAAGCUCAACGUCAACCUGCCCCGAAGAAAAGUCAGACAGAUGUUUCAGGAAGCUGAUACAGAUGAGAAUCAGGGGACCCUGACAUUUGAAGAAUUCUGUGUUUUUUACAAAAUGAUGUCGUUGAGACGGGACCUUUACCUGCUGCUCUUGAGCUACAGUGACAAGAAGGAUCACCUGACAGCGGAAGAGCUGGCUCAGUUUCUCAAGGUGGAGCAGAAGAUGAAUAAUGUGACAACAGACUAUUGUCUUGACAUCAUAAGGAAAUUUGAAGUUUCAGAAGAAAAUAAGGCGAAAAAUGUUCUUGGCAUAGAAGGCUUCACCAGCUUCAUGCGCAGCCCGGCCUGUGAUGUGUUCAACCCGCUGCACCACGAGGUCUUCCAGGACAUGGAGCAGCCACUGUGCAACUACUACAUCGCCUCCUCCCAUAACACCUACCUGACCGGGGACCAGCUGCUGUCGCAGUCCCGGGCGGACAUGUAUGCACGCGUGCUGCAGGAGGGCUGCCGCUGCGUGGAAGUUGACUGUUGGGAUGGCCCAGAUGGAGAGCCAGUCGUACAUCACGGUUACACCCUGACCUCCAAGAUCCUCUUCAGAGACGUCGUGGAGACCAUCAACAAGCAUGCCUUCGUGAAGAAUGAGUUCCCAGUCAUCCUGUCCAUUGAGAACCACUGCAGCGUCCAGCAGCAGAGGAAGAUUGCCCAGUACCUGAAAGCCAUAUUCCGGGACAAGCUGGACCUAUCGUCUGUGGACACAGGGGACAGCAAGCAGCUUCCGAGCCCUCAGAGCCUGAGAGGAAAGAUCCUGGUGAAGGGCAAGAAGUUGCCUUAUCACCUUGGAGAUGAUGCAGAGGAAGGGGACGUUUCUGACGAGGACAGUGCAGAUGAAAUUGAAGACGAGUGCAAGUUCAGGCUUCACUGUAAUAACGGAACUACUGAGCAUCAGGUGGAAUCGUUCAUCAGGAAAAAACUGGAGUCGCUGUUAAAAGAAUCUCAAAUUCGAGACAAAGAAGAUCCUGACAGUUUCACGGUGCGGGCUCUGCUGAAGGCCACGCAUGAAGGCCUGAACGCACACCUGACACAGCACCCAGAUGUGAAGGAAAGUGGGAAGAAAUCGCACGGACGAUCCCUCAUGACCAACUUUGGGAAAUACAAGAAAACCACAAAAUCACGGUCUAAAUCUUACGGUACUGAUGACGAGGAGGACGCACAGCAGCCUCCUAGCAAGGAGCCCAGCCCGCUUUCCAGGCUUGGUCGCCGGAGGAAAACCAUGAAGCUGUGCCGAGAGCUCUCAGAUCUGGUUGUGUACACAAACUCUGUGGCAGCCCAGGACAUCAUGGACGAUGGAAGCACAGGAAAUGUGCUGUCAUUCAGUGAAACAAGAGCACAUCAGGUUGUUCAGCAGAAGGCAGAGCAGUUCAUGGUUUACAACCAGAAGCAGCUCACAAGGGUUUACCCCUCCGCCUACCGCAUUGAUUCCAGCAACUUCAACCCUCUGCCCUACUGGAGCACGGGCUGCCAGCUGGUGGCCCUGAACUACCAGUCUGAAGGGCGGAUGAUGCAGCUAAAUCGAGCCAAAUUCAAAACCAACGGCAACUGUGGCUACGUCCUCAAACCCCAGCAGAUGUGCAAAGGUACUUUCAACCCUUUCUCUGGUGAUCCGCUUCCUGCCAACCCCAAGAAGCAGCUCGUCCUGAAGGUGAUCAGUGGGCAGCAGCUCCCCAAACCCCCAGACUCCAUGUUUGGGGACCGAGGCGAGAUCAUCGAUCCGUUUGUUGAAGUUGAAAUUAUUGGAUUGCCAGUGGAUUGUUGCAAAGAUCAAACCCGUGUAGUGGAUGACAAUGGAUUUAACCCAAUGUGGGAAGAAACCUUGACGUUUACAGUCCACAUGCCAGAAAUAGCUUUGGUCCGGUUCCUCGUGUGGGAUCAUGACCCUAUAGGACGAGACUUCGUUGGGCAAAGAACUGUGACCUUCAGCAGCUUAGUGCCUGGCUACCGGCACGUCUACCUUGAAGGACUGACAGAAGCAUCCAUAUUUGUGCACAUCACCAUCAAUGACAUCUGCGGAAAGUGGAGCCCUUUAAUCCUCAACCCCAGUUAUACCAUCUUGCACUUUCUAGGAGCCACCAAGAGCAGGCAGCUGCAAGGCCUGAAGGGCCUGUUCCACAAGAACCCCCGGCUCGCUGCCUCCGAUAGCAACCCCCAUAGCAUGCGGAAGCGGUCACUCGGGGACAGGAUUCUGCGACGCACAGCCAGCGCUCCAGCCAAAGGCAGGAAAAAGAGCAAAACAGGCUUCCAUGAGAUGGUGGAGAUAAAGGAGUCCGUAUGUGAACCUGCAAGGGAGCCUGACGGGGUCCUGAGGAGGACGGCGCGGAGUCUGCAGGCGCGCCCUGUGUCCAUGCCUGUCGGCAGGACCCUGCUGGGGGCCUGGCCACCCGCGCCCGCAGUGGCCGAGGCUGCUGAAGGGAAGGAGAGCCCUCCGGCAGGGAAGGACGGCGCAAGAGACGGGGCAGCAGGUAUGAAAGACCCACGGCUUCCAAAUUUCAGCAAAAAGCUGUCCUCUUCCUCCAGCGCUCUCCUCCCCAAGGACGUCGGCCUACGGGACUCCCCUGUUUCCACUGCCAACAUGUUGGUCCCAGGAGGGCAGUGGGCAGCGCCAGGCCCCGCGGGUGGGAGGGCCAGAUCGCACGUGGCAGGGGACUGCCAGGAACACCACAGCCCCAGCAAGUCGCUGUCCCCGAGGCAGCACUGGGCUCCGGAUCCUGCACCUGACCCGACACGAGAUCCGUGUGCUGUGAGAUUUAAGGAGCACGUGGAUGCCCGGAUUCCUGCGGAAGGGAGAAGCCUCCUUUCUCAGAGCAGUCUGGAGAUUAAGGCCCUGGGCGGCACCUGGGACCCGGGCAGAGCCGCAGCAUCCUUUUCUCUGUCUGACAUCUCGGCGCUCUGCGCCGACGCGCCUGACUUACACUCCACCGCGAUUCUGCAGGAGAGUGAGAUUUCCCGUCUCAUCGACGACGUCACUUUGACUAACGAGAACGAGCCGGGCAGUUCCAUCUCGGCCUUGAUUGGCCAGUUCGAGGAGACCAGCGACCAGGCCAGCCUCACAGUUGUUGCUCAUCUUCACAGCACCCGUGUGAGGCCAGGCCGUCCUCCCCUGCCCGCCGCGGACCUGGAAAUGCCCGUCAAGUGUGGCUUUCCCACGGGAAAACCCGAGUCACCCUUCCUGAGCUCGCCCCCUGCGCUGCUGCCAUCCUCGAGUCCUGAGACGUGCGAACGCUCAGCGCGCCCAGGUGUCUGUGAAACCACCUGCACUGUUGCUUGGAAAACCAAGCUGGAUGACGCCCCUCCUGGGAAGGCCAAGACCAGGGCCGUGGAAGGCAACCUGCCCCGGUCCUCGAGUACUUCUCACUGCUGGGGACCAAAAAGCCCCGCCCCUGGAGAGGCCCUGGAGACGGUGCAGGCGCGCAGCCUGGCCCCGGCCGCGGACUUGACGCUGGAAGGUGUAAUCGCUGAUCCCACUCUCUGUUUCAAUUCUGCAGAGAGCAGUCUCGUGGAACUGGAUGGAGACUCAGAAAACCUGUCUGUGACAGCCUGUGAGUCUAGGAGAGAGGGCACAAGUCACAUUGCUUCUCCUUUAAAACUGAAGUACAGUCAGGAUGCGGUGGGACAUUUUCAAAAAGGCUUGAGAAACGGCUACUGUAAGGAGACUUUGCGCCCUCCUGUCCCUGAAAUAUUCAGCAGCAUUCAGGAUGUCAGAAAUCAGGGUGUUUCUUGUCUAGCCCGUCAGGGUGCUGGUUCUGUGUAUGACCAUUUCUCAAAUUCAGAAGCAAAAACAAACCCGACUUGUGUGCCCCUGUCCAGUGCUCCGGACGUGCAUGCCCCUGCGCCCCCAUGGUCCACACGCGCUCCUCUGCCUGCUAUGAAGCUGCCCAGUCCUUGCAAGUCCAAAAGUCUGGGGGACCUAACGUCAGAAGACAUCGCCUGCAGUUUCGAAAGCACGUACCAGUGCAUCAGUAAGAGUUUUAUCGCGACGGGUGCCAGAGAGGAGGAGGGUGUGCGCGUGCCGACCGCGUCGUUGGGGCCGGCGGAUGCCCUGACCCAGCAGCUGCGCCGGCUCGUGUCCUUCGACCAGGAUGACGGCUGCCCGGCGUCAUGUUCACAGCAGGACACCGGUCAGGUCCCCAGGGUGCUGGUCAGAAAGCUGUCCUCCAGAAGUCAGAGCAGGGUGCGCAACAUUGCCAGUCGGGCCAGGGAACGGCAGGAGGCCGGCCGGCCCCGGGGCGCGGACCCCAGCGCUGCGGGCGGCGUGGUUCUGCGCACCAAGCGCGCGGCACCCGCACCCGCGGGGACCCGGCACUCCACGGGCUCCUAUGUGGCCCACCUGCAUCUGCCGGGCGCUCACCUGCCCGGCGCCCACCUGCCUGGUGGCGAUGGCAGGGGCCCCCCCGAGGGCGCGUGCGCCUGCGCAGCCCUGCGCUCCCGCCGGACCCACCGCUUUGGUUCCGAUGAUUCUUUUGUGCACACUGAGCCCAGCAGUGAUGAUAAACCAGAGAUUUAUUUUCUUUUGAGACUGUGA